UUCCAAGGGUCAAACAAGUGAGAAGCUGACGCAGGACUAAAAACCUUUUACUCUUAACAUUUGACCUUCUAAACUCGGGAAUGGAGGGACGGCUGAUUCUGCUGGUCUUGAUGGCGUUUGUGACGCCAGGAAUGGCACAGGGGAACAACACCUGGUCAGGGUGCGGAGCCUCUCACCUGUGUGUGACAUCACCUUCUGGCUGUAGUCCUCAAAACCAGACCUGCCUGUUUGCAUCUGUGGCCAAUGUCUCCAUGGACAAUACCACCACCCUGUCCUUCACACUCAGUGGAACUUCAUCAGGAUCCAUCACACUGCAGCUCAGUGAGCCAUCAAUGAAUAGCGUCGCGAAUUUCACCUGUGGCCACAACACCUCGAAUAACAACACAGUCUCUUUCACCUCCACUUUAACCAAAAUGAUAAUGAUAAAUUACCAAGGCUCUGUGACUGGUGAUUUCAUCAAUUGCACGUUCAACUUCACAUUUGCUAACAUUUCCUCCAUAUUCAACACAAGUGACUUGGAUCUGUUUAACGCUUCUGUGAGUAGUUCUCCUCUAAGCCCCACCACCCCACCCACCGCCGCCAACCCCACCGUCAACGGCACAGUCGCCGCCAACCCCACCGUCAACGGCACAGUCGCCACCAACCCCACCGUCAACGGCACAGUCGCCACCAACCCCACCGUCAACGGCACAGUCGCCGCCAACCCCACCGUCAACGGCACAGUCGCCACCAACCCCACCGUCAACGGCACAGUCGCCACCAACCCCACCGUCAACGGCACAGUCGCCACCAACACCACCGUCAACGGCACAGUCGCCACCAACACCACCACCACCACAACACUGGUGCCAACAACCAAGAAACCAACCGGAGCCAGUGUUGCUCUUCAUCCUUAUGCUUUUCUUCUUCUCCUGAGCCUCGUCUCUCUGUGCAUCCUGCAGAAGGUCUGACACGUUUCACACUGCACUGAAAGAUGUAGAGAUUGGUUUUCUGUAUUUUAAACAUAUUUAAAAUGUUGCUAUAAAUAAAUGUGUAUAUGAAAAUUAACAUUGAGCGGAUGCUCCGAGCAGCUAAGAUUAAAUUCUGCAACAUGACUUACUGUAAAUGACUAAAUGAGGUAAAUGUCAAAUGCACAGUAAUGGACAAUUUGAGAUUUGGGUUUUAGUUAAUAAAAUAAAAAUAUAUAUUCUUACUGCAAAUGUGCUAUAGGAGCAAGUGAAGCUGCCAAAAAAUAAAGUGAUAAUAAAACCUG
Messenger RNA from Betta splendens (Siamese fighting fish), 1252 nucleotides. RefSeq lists its product as uncharacterized. The transcript has 7 exons. The coding region runs from base 81 to 950 and encodes 289 amino acids. The record is from RefSeq and is a predicted model, not a curated record. Lineage: Eukaryota; Metazoa; Chordata; Actinopteri; Anabantiformes; Osphronemidae.